Messenger RNA from Orbicella faveolata, 2355 nucleotides. RefSeq lists its product as uncharacterized. The record is from RefSeq and is a predicted model, not a curated record. Lineage: Eukaryota; Metazoa; Cnidaria; Anthozoa; Scleractinia; Merulinidae.
UCUUCCGACUCCGACUCCGUCGAGCUUAUGACUCCGCUUACGACUGAUUUUCGAUUUUCACUAGGUCGUAAGCACUCUUAUGACUCCGACUACGAUUCCGACCACGACUCCAUCGCUAGUGAAAACCAGCCUUAAAGGGAUACUGUCAUGGGUUGACAUACGCAGUAGCAUUCACUCUCUCCGAAACUUGUCACGCUCGACCGCCAUUAUGGAAAUAUCGGUGAGUAUAAGAAUUCUGCAUAUAUUUUGCAUUUAAAUCAACUUAAUGCAAAGCAAAUACUCACGAAGGUGAAUUUCUUUUACUCAGGAACCAGCGGCGACCUUUUGUAAAUGCAAAAGUGCUUGUACAACGAAGCGCAAAGAAAAUAGUUCUCGUGGGUGCCCGUGCAAAGGGAGAAACGUGCUGUGUACAGAUGAAUGUAAAUGUGGAACAAGCAAUAAACCUUGCAGAAACAGGGUAUGCAUGCCUAUAAAGUUGAAUACAUUCACUUCUUUUGUUAUUGAGUUGCGAAAAAGCGUACGAAAUAAUUUGUGUAUUCCCUUUCUUCAGGAUUCGAACGAGCAGUCGUCAUCGGCCUAUGAAAGCCGUAUACGUAGAAUUUGACCGAGGCUGGAAGGAUCGGGAUUUCGUCUCUCAUCAGGCGCUACCGACGUUCCAACUGAGGAUCAACAACAAAUUAAAGAAACCAACGAUGUGAAGGUAUUUUUUUAUUCGCUAGUCCGUUGUUGUGUUUUUUUUUCUUACCUGUAUCCCAAUUAUGAUGCGCACACGAAUGGACAUUUGCCUUGCAAAUGCUGCAAAUGUCUGUGAUAUUUGGCAUUGUUUUAUUUCCUUAUCAGUCCCGAGACUAAAAUGAGUGAGAAGUAUUUUUAUAGACUACGAUUAUGUCAAUAAUUUUCCCAGUUUUUUUUCUUUUUAACUGACACAUUUUCAAUUUCCGGAACGUCAGAGUGAAUUAUAUGUAGCCCUGCAUUUUUCCUUUCUUUAUUAGUAGAUGAAUAUUUUCGGGUUGCUUCCACGUUAUAUUUUUGUUAUGAUUGUAUAGUCAUCAUUUUUAUUUUGAAUUAUAAACAUAGUAAGAGUUCAUUGCUACACUGGAUGAGGCAACGAUGCGAAAGUUGGCCGUGAGGGUUUAGCGGAGGGGUGUGGGGAGUAUGGAUUAUAUCCAUACUCUCCUCAUCAUGGAGGAUGACCUUGAUGGCACAGAUGAAACAGGAGACAUGAUUGCUGACACCGAGACAGCUGGAGCUACAUGUACAACCGUGGCUGUAACUGUUUCUUCAGCUGAGCCCGUUCCUUCACCAGGCAGUCCUUUGGUCGAUUGGUGUACCUGUGGCCUUUGCAGGCCAAUGCCACAGGCUGUAGAAAAUAAGUGUUACAAACAGUCAAAGUGCAUCACAACAACUUCCCACUUUGCAAAGUUAUGUCUGGAUCCUGAUUUCUUGGAAAUGUGUAUCAGGAACAUUAGUGACAUCAGAAAUGACAGAGAAGAUGCAAGUACACGUGCUUUUAGGAAAGCCGCAGACAGACAAUUUAUUUUAGCAAAGUAUGGCCGUCUUGGUAAAGGAAACAGGCGUGUUUGUCCUUCAUGUGUAGUUUUGAAAAUACGCGAGCGAUUAACCCAUCAGUCACAGGGGUUUACAUGGGAUAUCGGGAGCACUGAAAUUAUGUAUGAGACUGCAUUCUGGCUACAUGUCAAUUUACAUAACUGCUUAUGACUUAUGAAAGUGAAAUCUUACGGUGACCUUGAAUGGUGGUGUUGAAUUAUUCAUACCAAAUUUCUGAGUGUUUGGUUUUCCAGCUUUGAUAAAAGCAGUUGUUUCAAGAAGAUAGAGAUUUUCAUAAGUGGGAAAAGUGAAGUGUUAGAGUUUUCUGAGUGUCCAAGGUAAAACCCUUCCACAUGUAUUUCUUACAAAAUACAGCAACUCACACUUGAUACAAUUGACUAUUUUAUUGCUUAGUUGAUGUACUCUGAACUUUCCUGAUACACCGCCUAGAAGGAUGUACUUAUGACUUAAUAUACAAACUUUACUUUUUUUCAGUGGUAAAAAACGUUUUUUUUCACUCUUGUGCAAGAGUCAUGCAUAUGCAUUUCAGUUCAAUAAAAGAUACAGUGGUCCAUUAAUUUUCAUUUCAAGUCACCACAGGUGUUUUCCCUGCUCAUCGAUUCACCUUCAAUAAAAAUAUAAACACUGAUAUUUGUAGAAAAUCAAGAGUCCAAAUAAUAUCCCCUGAUGUAAUUAUCAUGUUGUAUCAAAAUGGAACAUUUUCCAUAUUUUUUGUUUGAUAACAUAACGGCACAGUGAGUUUCUAAGUGGAUGUACAUUGUAUGUUCACAUAUUAUAUGAAAUAAA